AUGGCGCCCAAAGGUGUACUGGACCUGAACAUCGCCAUCGUGGGAGCUGGUAAGUCAGCCUUACCCUCCAACGUCGACUUGUCGAUACUGAUAGAGACGUAAGGCAUGGGCGGCCUAGCCACCGCGCUCUCCCUGGCGAAGAAAGGCUUCCGCGACAUCAACGUCUACGAAAGCGCUUCGAACCUGGGAUUCGUUGGAGCAGGCAUCCAGCUCGCUCCCAACAUGGCCAGGAUAUUAGACCGAAUGGGCGUCUGGGCAGACAUCGAGAAGGAUGCCGUCGACUUGAAGGAGACCAGCAUUCGGCGCGAGUACCCGCAUCUGUCCACGUUGAUGUGCCGUUGCUGAUUGCCAGCAGAGGGAUCAACGGAUCAAGAACUCGGCCACGUCGACUUGAGAUAUAUUCGCUCGACGUACCAUUACCCACACAUGGUCGGCCACCGAUCCUCGCUAGCCGGCUCCAUGUACGAGGGAUGCAAAAGGGAGAGUGCCAUCCACUUCCACUUCUCCAUUGUGGCCGGAGAAGUCGGAUCUUACGGACCAUAUCCAUCCUUUACCGCCAUCCCUCGGAGCGGGGAGCCUUAUGAGAUCAAGUGCGAUGUCUUGUUAGCAGCGGAUGGGGUAAAAUCGACCAUCCGUGACCAAAUGCUCCGGCUGGCAAAUCUCGACGCCAAAAUCAUCGACACCGGCCAGGCUGCGUACCGUAUCAUGCUUACGCGUGAGCAGAUGAAAGACGACCCGGAACUUCUGGCCCUCAUCGACGGAGAGUCUGUUACCCGGUGGAUCGGAGAGAAACGCCACAUCAUCGCCUAUCCGGUCUCGGGCAACCAGAUCUACAACCUCAGCACCGUACAGCCCGAUAGGAACUUCGCGGCGGCUCCUUCGGCAUCAUACACGACCAAGGGGAGCAAGCCGCAGAUGAUGGAAGUCUUUGGGGAUUUCUGUCCUAAGGUCCGCAAAAUGCUGGACCUCGUGCCGGAUGGCGAAGUCUGCGAAUGGAAGCUGAGAGUCCACGAGCCUCUGCCAACCUGGGUGCGCGAGCAGACUGCUCUGCUCGGCGAUGCGUGCCAUCCGACCCUUCCACAUCUCGCCCAAGGAGCGGCGCAGGCAAUCGAAGACGGCGACGUCCUGGGCGUCGUGCUCUCGAAGCUGCCGGACACGUCACCCGAGGCGAUCCACAAGGCUCUGAAGGUCUAUGAGGACGUGAGGCGAGAUCGGGCGUACACGCUCGUGGACUUGGCCGCUCAGAGCGGUCGGGCGUUGCAUCUCGGAGACGGAGAGGCGAAGAAGGAGCGGGAUCAGAUGUUUGCUGCCUUGAAGGAGGGCAAGGGGCCUGUGCCUGAUAAAUGGUGAGGAAAAGGUCAAUUGUCGUAUCUUCAGCCUUACAUGUGCUGACUCUGUCUAGGGCCGACGCGGACGUGCAGAAGAUCAUAUACGGUACAGACUGUGCGCAAGUGGCGGCUGAUCGAUUUGACGAGCUGUACGCAAAGCUGUGA
Messenger RNA from Lecanosticta acicola, 1493 nucleotides. NCBI's taxonomy places the organism in Eukaryota, Fungi, Ascomycota, Dothideomycetes, Mycosphaerellales, Mycosphaerellaceae. The record is from the annotation of a GenBank genome assembly.